AUCAUUUUAGACUUCCAGGGACAUGGGUAUUUAUUUUUCUUAUAGAAUUGCAGGUACAUGAGACAGCACCGCAGCUAUGAGCGGAAUUUUAAAGAGGAAGUUUGAAGAAGUUGAUGGCUCUUCACCCUGCUCCUCGGUGCGGGAAUCAGAUGAUGAAGUUUCCAGCAGUGACAGUGCUGACAGCGGAGACAGUGUCAAUCCGUCCACUUCGAACCAUUUCACCCCUUCCUCCAUUCUCAAAAGGGAGAAGCGGCUGAGGACCAAGAAUGUGCAUUUCAGUUGUGUCACGGUGUACUACUUCACCAGGAGGCAAGGCUUCACCAGCGUGCCCAGCCAGGGGGGCAGCACCCUGGGCAUGUCCAGCCGCCACAACAGCGUCCGCCAGUACACGCUGGGCGAGUUCGCCAGGGAGCAGGAACGGCUGCAUCGGGACAUGCUGAGGGAACACCUCAGGGAGGAGAAGCUGAACUCCUUAAAGCUAAAGAUGACUAAGAAUGGCACGGUAGAAUCUGAAGAGGCCAGCACUCUUACAGUAGAUGACAUUUCUGAUGAUGAUAUUGAUUUAGACAACACAGAAGUAGAUGAAUACUUCUUCCUACAACCUCUGCCGACAAAAAAGCGAAGAGCUCUGCUGCGGGCUUCUGGAGUGAAAAAGAUCGACGUUGAAGAAAAGCAUGAGCUGAGGGCUAUCCGUCUAUCACGAGAGGACUGUGGCUGUGACUGCAGAGUGUUCUGUGAUCCAGAAACCUGUACCUGUAGCCUUGCGGGCAUUAAGUGUCAGGUGGAUCGUAUGUCUUUUCCAUGUGGCUGCACUAAAGAAGGAUGUAGUAACACAGCAGGUAGAAUUGAAUUUAAUCCUAUCCGUGUCCGGACUCAUUUUUUGCACACCAUAAUGAAACUUGAACUGGAGAAAAACCGAGAGCAGCAAAUAUCCACACUGAAUGGCUGCCAUGGUGAGUUAAGUGCUCACAGCAGUGCCAUGGGUCCUGUUGCCCAUUCUGUAGACUAUGCCAUUGCAGACAAUUUUGAGAUUGAGACUGAACCUCAGGCUGCAGUGCUGCACCUGCAGUCAGCUGAGGAAUUAGAUUGCCAAGGAGAGGAAGAGGAGGAAGAGGAGGAGGAUGGAAGCAGCUUUUGCAGUGGAGUCACCGAUUCCAGCACACAGAGCCUGGCCCCUAGUGAAUCAGAGGAGGAGGAAGAAGAGGAAGAAGAAGAAGAGGAGGAGGAAGAGGAGGACGAAGAAGACAAAAGAGACAGCUUUGUGGAAGGUUUGGGCACCCAUGCUGAAGUUGUCCCUCUCCCUUCAGUCCUGUGUUACUCUGAUGGCACUGCUGUUCAUGAAAGCCACACAAAAAAUGCUUCUUUUUAUGCCAACUCUUCAACUCUGUAUUACCAAAUAGAUAACCACAUUCCAGGAACUCCUAGCCAGAUCUCUGAGAACUAUUCUGAAAGAGACACUGUAAAAAACGGUACCCUUUCGUUGGUGCCUUAUACCAUGACCCCAGAGCAAUUUGUUGACUAUGCCCGACAAGCAGAAGAGGCCUAUAAUGCUUCCCACUACCCAGCUGCCAACCCCUCUGUAAUCGUUUGCUGCUCCUCUUCUGAAAAUGAAAACGGGGUGCCCUGCAAUAGCUUGUAUCCUGAGCACAGGUCUAAUCAUCCGCAAGUAGAAUUUCACUCAUACUUGAAAGGCCCUUCCCAGGAAGCAUUUGUCUCCACAUUGAAUGGUGACAGUCAUAUUUCAGAGCAUCCUGCUGAAAAUUCUUUGAGCCUUGCAGAAAAGAGCAGAUUGCAUGAAGAGUGCAUCAAAUCACCCGUGGUGGAAACUGUUCCUGUCUAGUUGCUUAAUUUAUUGUAUUAUAGGACCAGCUCCUCUCCUAUUUAAGGCACUGUAUUUAAUUGGAUCUCCUAGGCUCAUUGUUAUUUAAACCGAAGACUAAGAAAACUCGGACUGUGAUUAAUCUUCCAGACAUUUUCUUUUCUCCUUUCUAGCUUCCUAAGUAUGGCAUUGCACAAAUACAGUCGGUAUGGGGAUUUUAAAAGAUUUCAGACUGUUUUGAUAGAAUAUGCUACAUUUUAGAAAUGCAUAUCUCACAGUUGCCUACCUGUCAAACUGUGUGAAACCUGCCAAACUGUGCAGAUCAGAGCUCCAAGUUUUGGAAUAACGGGCCUGUGCAAGAUUGUUAACUAAAACUAGAAAAAUAAUAAGAUUUUAAAGUCUUAAUUUUCGAUAUAUCUGAAGAUGAAAGUGACUUUUUCCAUGUAAAAGUAAUUAUUGUCAAAACAUGAUUUACUUGUCUCAUGUGUAUUUUAUUUAUGGUAGUUUAGGAAUCAUGUUUCGUUGCAAAUGAGCAGCAGCACGUUCCUGCAAGCUGAAGAUACAAACAUAGCUAGCACCACAGAGCAUGCCCACAUGGACUGCAUCGGGAAUCCACUCCCGUUUUUAUGAACAUGACUGAACAUAUUUGCAAAUACUUUCUUAAGGAUGAAAAAGGCCUAUUUUUGCUAUUUUGGACACAUAAAUGAGUCUAUAUGUGCAGGUCUUUACACAGUUUUCUCUCAAGUUAAGACUUAGGACAAUCCUCUAGGGAGGGCCCAGUUUGCUGCCUUC
Molecule: messenger RNA, 2611 nt
Organism: Dipodomys spectabilis (banner-tailed kangaroo rat)
Lineage: Eukaryota; Metazoa; Chordata; Mammalia; Rodentia; Heteromyidae
Gene: Csrnp3
Product: cysteine and serine rich nuclear protein 3
Exons: 5
Coding region: 77-1840 (587 amino acids)
Biological process (GO): regulation of transcription by RNA polymerase II
Cellular component (GO): nucleus
Molecular function (GO): sequence-specific DNA binding; DNA-binding transcription factor activity, RNA polymerase II-specific
Source: RefSeq, a predicted model, not a curated record